Molecule: messenger RNA, 1043 nt
Organism: Coccidioides posadasii C735 delta SOWgp
Lineage: Eukaryota; Fungi; Ascomycota; Eurotiomycetes; Onygenales; Onygenaceae
Gene: DPH5
Product: diphthine synthase
Biological process (GO): protein histidyl modification to diphthamide
Molecular function (GO): diphthine synthase activity
Source: RefSeq, a predicted model, not a curated record
AUGCCUCUUAAAAUCUACCCUAAAAUUAUUAUCACGUUUAACUCCCAUAAUGCUCUACCUGGUGGGACUGGGUCUCGCUGAUGAGACGGAUAUUACGGUGAAAGGACUAGAGGUCGUCAAGAAGGCGGAACGAGUAUAUCUAGAAGCAUAUACCAGUAUACUCCUCGUUGACAAGGAGAAAUUGGAAGCUUUCUACGGCAGACCAGUGAUAAUAGCAGAUCGCGAAGCUGUUGAAUCUGGUAGUGAUGAUAUACUAGCCGAAGCAGACAAAGUAGAUAUUGCUUUCUUAGUCGUCGGUGAUCCGUUCGGUGCUACAACACACACCGACCUCGUCCUUCGCGCUCGGGAGCUCGGAAUUCAGACGAAAUCGAUACCGAACGCGUCAAUCAUGUCGGCAAUUGGCUGUACUGGGUUACAAUUAUACAAUUUUGGCCAAACUGUCAGUAUGGUAUUUUUCACCGAAACUUGGAAACCAUCGUCUUUCUAUGACAGAAUCAAGGAAAACAUCCAGAUUGGCCUUCAUACGCUUGUGCUCCUUGAUAUCAAAGUGAAAGAGCAGUCCUUGGAAAAUAUGGCUAGGGGCAGAAAGGUUUAUGAGCCUCCUCGGUAUAUGACUGUCGCACAGUGCGCUGGCCAAAUGCUUGAGAUAGAAGAAGAACGAAAGGAGGGGGUUUAUGGGCCUGAUAGCCUUGCGAUAGGCGCUGCGCGGGUUGGCGCCGAAGAUCAAAAAUUGGCUGUUGGUACCCUGAAAGAAUUAACUGAGACAGAUAUGGGCGAGCCUUUGCAUUGUUUGAUCCUCUUGGGCAAGAGGACGCAUGACCUGGAGAGGGAUUUCAUUCGGGAAUACGCAAUUUGCGCAGAAACAUUUGAUAGAGUCUGGAAGAGACACCAAGAAUCAACUAUAUAGGACCUUUGACGCCUCAUGACAAUAUGGUAGAAUGUCAUUUCUCCAUGGACGGCAUCGGAUGUGAAGUGGCUGUAAUGGCAGCAGACAAGCAGCGGAAGUUAGCAAGAAAGAAAGCUUCAAGAUCGUCUUGCAAGCU